Messenger RNA from Pomacea canaliculata, 1751 nucleotides. Its product is annotated as aldose reductase-like. The transcript is spliced from 11 exons. Gene Ontology annotation, cellular component: cytosol. Lineage: Eukaryota; Metazoa; Mollusca; Gastropoda; Architaenioglossa; Ampullariidae. The coding region runs from base 335 to 1309 and encodes 324 amino acids. The record is from RefSeq and is a predicted model, not a curated record. Gene Ontology annotation, molecular function: aldose reductase (NADPH) activity.
AUUGGCUGCACCUUGGGUGAAAUCACCCAACAAGGAUCUACUCCACGGUCAUGCUCAAGAUCACUUGUGUUCAGUAAAUUGUGAAGUGUUGAAAACCAGUUGACCUCACUUUUAUGGUUUGAAAAGGGCAUAAAGCGUCGAAUUAUUAUAAGGUCAAGUUUGAGAGCUAGGCCUUCCAACAGCCUCGCCAGCGAUUUGAGACAAAGGAAGGUUAGUCCAGCCAUUGCAGCGACCUGUGACAGGGCAGUGAGUAAGCGGCUACAGUCGACAACGUUUGCAGCAACAGACCAUCACUCCACGUGUCUCCUAACAACGACGACAGUUAACGACGACGAUGAGUAGUAACGCCGUCUCUAAGACGAUCACCUUGCCGCGGACCGGCGACAGGAUGCCGGCCAUUGCAUACGGCACGUGGACAGUGUGGUUGUCCAAACCCGGGGAGAUCUACAGCGGGGUGAAGGCGGCACUGGAUGCCGGGUACAGGCAUAUUGAUACAGCCUGGGUGUAUGACACGGAGGACGAAAUCGGCCAGGCCAUCGCCGAUAAGAUCGAGGAAGGCGCGAUCAAGCGAGAGGACCUCUUCAUCACAACCAAGAUUUGGGACAACUACCACUCGCGCGAGCGGGUCAAACUGAAUGUGGAGAGGUCGCUGGCUCGCCUGCAGACUACUUACGUGGACAUGGUGCUCGUGCACUGGCCUACGUCCUUUAAGGAUGGCGAUGACAAUUUUCCUAAAGACGAGAAUGGGAAAAUCAUUUACUCGACUCAUGACAUCGUCGAAGACAUAUGGAGGGGCAUGGAGGACUGUGUGGAUGCUGGAUUAACACGCAACAUCGGUCUGUCCAACUUCAACAGCCAACAGAUACAGCGCAUUGUGGAUGCUGCCAGGAUACCACCCACCAACCUGCAGAUUGAGAUCAACCCUAAUUUUACCAACGACAAGCUGGUGGAGUUUGCACAAAGCAAGAACAUUGUUGUGUCAAGCUAUGCCCCGCUGGGAGCCCCUGGCCGACCUUGGAGAGACAGCACAGACCCUUGUGCUAUCGAAGAUCCUGUGAUUAUAAACAUCGCCAAGAGUAAAGGGAAGUCACCUGCACAGGUGAUCAUACGUUGGCACCUUCAGCGCGGUCUGGCUGUUUGUGUCAAGAGCGUCAAUCCAGAACGCAUCCGCAGCAACAUCGAUGUAUUUGACUUUGAACUGUCGGAAGAAGAAAUGGCAAGUAUCAAAGGCCUUAACCGCAACUUUCGCCUGUAUCUGCAAGACAUAUGCAUUGAGCACCCGGAGUAUCCCUUUAACGCACCAUUUUAACUGCACAUCGACCAUUGCGAGCACAUCAAAAAGGAAGAAAAGAAGAACAGCAAACGGUUCACUGAGACAGUUUUCCUCCUCGCCGCAGCAAUGAAGCAUUCUCGGUGUGGACUCUUCCGUUUAUCUGUUCUUGCAUUUUUUUUCUUUUUCUUAUCACUCGACGUGACAUAAAAUUUCGCGAGAUUUCUGGAUAUCUCGAUUAUGCUGUGUUUUCAAGGCUGCGCCAGGCUCAAAAGUCUGAAGACUGUGCUGGAUGGGUUUUCUUGAUAAGUGAAGCAUCAAAUUAAAAAAAAAAUUCCAAGGGCUAUCUCCCCCACCCAUAGGUCACAAAAAUGACAAUGUGGUAUUUUAGUGAUAUUCCUUGGCUGUCUCUUCCUUUACUUUACUUUUUAAUUUUAGUACUAACUCAAAGAUCACAAUAAAUUGAGUUUGCGGUGUUUUA